AUGGCGCCUUCUGUCUCUGAGGUCUCUAUUGCAGAUAUUGUUGUUCCUGUCAAGGCUGAGCUUCCAUCCACCGAGAAGAAACACAAAGUGAGAAGGACUAUCGAAGAAGAAGGGGGGAAGACCACUGCCAGUUACCCAAAUUAUCUCCCUACCUGGGACCCUAGCGAAAAAUAUCCACCUCUGGAACCAUUCACACACUUGGAUCGGGGAAAAGAUGCCGACCCUUCCUUUAGAGACCUCUUGACUGAGGGAUCCAAAAUCCAAAAGCUCACUCCGACCAUCGGCUCCGAAAUCACAGGCAUUCAACUCAGCAAACUCGAUCCCGCUGGAAGGGACCAGCUUGCUCUCUUAGUCGCUCAGCGCAAGGUCGUUGCUUUUAGAGACCAAGACUUUGCAGACCUACCCAUCCAAGAGGCUCUUGAUUUCGGUGGCUACUUUGGUCGGCAUCAUAUACACCCUACCAGUGGGUCUCCCGAGGGAUAUCCGGAGAUUCACCUUGUCCACCGAAAUAAUAACGCGUGGGAAUUUGAUCAAUACCUUGCCGAGAAGAACAGCAGUGUCUCAUGGCACUCGGAUGUCACUUAUGAGCAACAGCCACCUGGAACUACCCUUUUGUACCUUCUUGAUGGCCCCGAAGUGGGUGGAGAUACCGUCUUUGUGGAUCAAGUUGAGGCAUAUAAUCGUCUUUCCCCAGCAAUCCAGGAGCGUUUACACGGACUUAAAGCCGUGCACACUGGAUUUGAACAGGCUGAUAAUAGCCGAAGUCGCGAUGGUGUUGUGCGAAGAGAGCCAGUCAAGAAUGAGCACCCCCUUGUUCGGACUCACCCGGCGACCGGUGAAAAAGCACUUUUUGUCAACGCUGGUUUUUUUGAAGUCACUCGUAGUAUCGUGGGACUCAAGAAAGAAGAAAGCGAUGCCCUUUUAGGAUUCUUGUUGGCUCAUGUCGGCCGUGGCAUUGACUAUCAAGCUCGCAUUCGAUGGGCUCCCAAAACUGUCGUAAUUUGGGAUAAUCGCGUGACUGCUCACUCUGCAAUCAUUGACUGGACGACUGGCGAGCGUCGUCAUUUGGCACGAAUUACUCCACAGGCUGAACGCCCAUACGAAACCCCCUACAUCCCAGAGAAAAUCACAUCUUAG
Messenger RNA from Penicillium verhagenii, 1137 nucleotides. Its product is annotated as TauD/TfdA dioxygenase family protein. Lineage: Eukaryota; Fungi; Ascomycota; Eurotiomycetes; Eurotiales; Aspergillaceae. Gene Ontology annotation, molecular function: 2-oxoglutarate-dependent dioxygenase activity. Bases 1 to 1137 code for a protein of 378 amino acids. Gene Ontology annotation, cellular component: cytoplasm. The transcript has 4 exons. The record is from RefSeq and is a predicted model, not a curated record.